GGAAGGUAAGGCGGGGUUUCUGAUGUGACGUCAGACUUGGUACCGCCUACCUGCAGCGAGUCGGUGCACGGGCUGGGGGAGCUUCACUGAGAGGCGCAGCCCUAGGGGCACCUGCGGAGUGGAUCUCUUGUUGGCCUGAUACAGAUUUGGGCCCAAAACAGAAGGGAGAACAGAUGGUGCAAAACCCAGAAAUCCUGCAGGACAACCUUUGUGAAAACCAAUGAACCCAAACACAAGGCCAAGUAAAACUGGAGGCUCAAGAACAUGGUCAGAAAAUGAAAUAAUCAUGACCCCAUUUGUCCUUGGCACCCUGGCAUCUAUGGGAACCACAGCAGAAGCCUCCUGCACAGGCUCCUCCUGCAACAAUGCCACCAUUAGGGAUUAUUGCUACAGUGCUCGCAUCCGCAGCACUGUACUGCAGGGCCUGCCCUUCGGGGGGGUUCCAACUGUCCUCGCACUGGACUUUAUGUGUUUCCUGGCACUGCUCUUUGUUUUCUCCAUCCUGAGGAAAGUGGCGUGGGAUUAUGGGAGGCUGGCGCUGGUUACAGAUGCAGAGAGACAGCGACGUCAGCGAGUCCCUCAAGAGGAGCAGGAAUAUGUGGCCUCUGCAAUGCACUCUGAUAACCAUGACCAGUAUGAACGCCUCACCUCUGUCACCAGUUCUGUGGACUUCGAACAGCGGGACAAUGGGUUUUGCUCCUGGCUCACCGCUAUCUUCAGAAUCAAGGAUGAUGAGAUCCGGGACAAGUGUGGUGCCGAUGCAGUUCAUUACCUGUCCUUCCAGCGUCACAUCAUUGGACUCCUGGUGGUGAUCGGGGUACUCUCUGUGGGCAUUGUGCUACCCGUUAACUUCUCUGGAGACUUACUGGAAAACAAUGCCUACAGCUUUGGGAGGACCACCAUCGCAAACCUGGACUCCAGGAAUAACCUACUGUGGUUGCACACAACAUUCGCUUUCCUUUACCUUCUCCUCACGGUGUUCAGCAUGAGGCGGCACACGUCUAAGAUGCGCUACAAGGAGGAUGAUCUGGUGAAACGAACCUUAUUUAUUAACGGCAUAUCCAAGUACGCUGAGUCUGAUAAAAUCAAGAAGCACUUUGAGGAAGUCUAUAGCAACUGCACUGUUCUGGAGGCCCGACUCUGCUAUAAUGUGGCCAGACUCAUGUUCCUGGAUGCAGAAAGGAAGAAAUCAGAGAGGGGACGAUUAUACUUCAAGAAUUUGAUGGAGAAAGAGAAUCUGACUUCCAUGAUCAACCCUAAACCUUGUGGGCACCUGUGCUGCUGCGUCGUCAAAGGCUGCGAGAAGGUGGAGGCCAUUGAGUAUUACACACGGCUAGAGCAACGCCUGAGGGAUGAUUACAAGAAGGAGAAGAUGAAAGUGAAUGAGAAGCCACUGGGCAUGGCAUUCGUCACCUUCCAUAAUGAGGCAGUUACCGCCAUGAUCCUUAAGGACUUUAAUGCAUGUAAGUGUCAUGGCUGCAAUUGCCGAGGGGAACCCAAACACUCAUCCUGCAGUGAGUCCUUACAUGUGCGAGAUUGGACUGUGAGCUAUGCACCAGAUCCACAGAACAUCUACUGGGAGCACCUCUCUAUCCGUGGCUUUGCCUGGUGGAUUCGCUGUUUGGUUAUCAAUGUCAUUCUCUUCCUCCUGCUAUUUUUUCUUACCACUCCAGCCAUCAUCAUCACUACUAUGGACAAGUUCAAUGUCACUAAACCUGUGGAAUACCUCAAUAAUCCCAUCAUCACCCAGUUCUUUCCCACCCUGUUACUCUGGGCAUUCUCUGCACUGCUCCCCACCAUCGUCUAUUACUCUGCAUUUUUUGAAGCUCAUUGGACCAGGUCAGGAGAGAACAGGACGACCAUGCACAAGUGCUACACCUUCCUCAUCUUCAUGGUCCUAUUGCUGCCUUCCCUGGGGCUGAGCAGCUUGGACCUGUUUUUUCGCUGGCUGUUUGAUAAGAAGUUCUUACUGGAGGCGGCCAUUAGAUUUGAGUGUGUGUUCCUUCCAGAUAAUGGUGCCUUCUUUGUUAACUAUGUGAUUGCCUCUGCGUUCAUCGGAAAUGCCAUGGAUCUGCUGCGAAUUCCCGGUCUGCUCAUGUACAUGAUCCGCCUGUGUUUGGCGAGAUCUGCUGCUGAGCGCAAGAAUGUCAAGAGGCACCAGGCCUAUGAGUUUCAGUUUGGUGCUGCCUAUGCCUGGAUGAUGUGCAUCUUCACCGUAGUCAUGACCUACAGCAUCACUUGCCCCAUUAUUGUUCCCUUUGGGCUCAUGUACAUGCUGUUGAAGCAUCUAGCAGACCGGUACAACCUGUAUUAUGCCUACCUGCCUGCCAAGCUGGACAAGAAAAUACACUCUGGGGCUGUGAGCCAGGUGGUGGCAGCACCUAUCCUCUGCCUCUUCUGGCUGCUCUUCUUCUCAACCAUGAGAACCGGGUUCAUGGCUCCAACAUCCAUGUUCACGUUUGUGGUUCUGGUUAUUACCAUUGCGAUCUGCUUGUGCCACGUCUGCUUUGGACACUUCAAAUACUUGAGUGCUCACAACUACAGGAUUGACAGCACUGAGGUGAGUGCUGCAGAUGGCACACAGAAUGGCCGACCAGCAUCCAAUGCUUCAUCUCAGAAGUCUACGAAGUACAUUGCCCAGGUCCUGCAAGACUCAUCAGCUGACAGUGAGCCAACUGCAGACAGCGAGGAUACAGAGGAGCCAAGGUCCCAGGACGAGGAGAUGAUAAACGCAGACAAUAUUCAGGAUGCAGAGUUUCAGUCCUGUGAGGACAGUCUCAUUGAGAACGAGAUCCACCAGUGACCCAAAGCGGAGGCAGAAGGGGUAGAACAAGACUGGCAUUUCACUUACACAAGACACACUGGCUACAUUGUCAUGAACUUGAGGGCGCUGCCUGCUGGAUUUCCGGGAGUGCUCUGUGGCAAUAAGGCUCCUGUUCCACAGCCUGUGUGUGCAGGACGACUGGAUCUCACACAGCUGCUGCUCUUUGUACAGUAUACAGACUGGGUGUGUCCCUCCUGCUGCCUGCAGUCUCCAUGUUGUGUGUUAGGAGACUCCCUACACCCCCACUGCCCACUCUCUACCUAUAACUGCUGUGUCUGAUCCUUUUAUCUGAAGGCAGAGUCAGCUCAGUGUGAGCAAAUUUGCUGUGUACACGUGCAAGAACAAGACUGAAACUACACAUCUACCAAUGUGAAAUGGGCAUUUGCCACCACACUGUGUGUUUGUGUGUGGGGUCAAAAUGCAACACUAUGAGAAGGAUACUACUCCCAUGUGUGCAAGAGUGGUGCAACUGGUAUAUGAGAGGGAGUACACUAUUCAUGCUUGAGUGGAACGCUGGAAGUGCACUAUGUGUGAGUGUUGGUGGGUGUUGCACAUUUACUGUGUGGCAGUGGAGCCGUCACUGCACCUGGGAAGGCUGGGACAGUAAUGUAGCAUCUGGUAAUUUGCCAGUUUUUGCCAACACUACACUUCAGGGAGACGGGGGUGCAGGAACCUUGCAUUAGAUAUGGUUUGAGUGAGAUUGGCACCAACCCUACUUUAAUCUCAAGAUCUGAAACAAUCUGUUAUAUAUAAAGGGUGUCACUGAGAUUGGAAGAAGACUUUCACUGCCUGUGUGUGUGUGUCUGUCCAAAGAAUGGGAGGAAAAGGAUAUUGGGAUUUUGGUAGGGAGGGGAUUGGUGCUGCCUGUGUGCAUAUGUGUGUGGGGGUAAGACGCGGAUGUGUCAGGGGUAGAGCAUGUGAGGGAGGUUGGCAAUACUGGUGUGUUUAUAUAUGUUUGUGUUCGUGUGUCGGGGGUAAGGCACAUGAAGGAGGAUGGCACUACCAGUGUGGGUAUGUGUGUGUCGAGAGUAAGGUAUGUGAGAGGCUGGCACUGCCAGUGUGGGUAUAUAUAUGUGUGUGUGUGUCGGGGUAAGGCACAUUAGGGAGGCUGGCACUACCUUAGUCCGUUUGUGGUGUUUAUAAAUAAGCUGUCAGUGUGUUACUUGUGGUUCUCAAUCAAUUGUGUUUCCUUGUUCGCUUUUUGUCCUGCUUUGGAACAUGCCCAUUAUGGACUGUGCUGGCUUUUACCCAGGAACAGAUCAAGCACUAGGACUGCUUGUAAAACAGAAAGUCUCUGCUUCCUUGCCAUCUGUACCCAGCACCCACCACGCCCCCUCCGGCUCUGAUCUGAUCUGCUGGGGUGUGGGUGGGAUUUUACUUUAGGCCUCUUAUUGGCAGCCAGAGAUACCCCAAGAAUUGUCCUCUCCCUCUGAGGAUUAAAUGGUAGCUUUAUCCACUGCUGUUCCUGUAGAAUAUUUGUUUGCAGAAAUGUGUCACCCAUUGCUGAAGCAGACUGUGCAUAAAGAGGAACCUUACUAAAAA
This is a messenger RNA of Xenopus laevis (African clawed frog), 4366 nucleotides long. It is a transcript of the gene tmem63b.L, whose product is annotated as transmembrane protein 63B L homeolog. The coding region runs from base 221 to 2803 and encodes 860 amino acids. Gene Ontology annotation, cellular component: plasma membrane; membrane; endomembrane system. Gene Ontology annotation, molecular function: nucleic acid binding; calcium-activated cation channel activity. Lineage: Eukaryota; Metazoa; Chordata; Amphibia; Anura; Pipidae. The transcript has 25 exons. The record is from RefSeq and is a predicted model, not a curated record. Gene Ontology annotation, biological process: monoatomic cation transmembrane transport.